AUGAAGACCUCGAAACUAGCAAAAGAGACGUCGGCGCUCUUCAACAAGAUGGCGGCAUCAUCGCCGCCGCCGCCGCCGCCGUCACAGACCCGCCGGACGACGAGAUCUUCGCUCGCGCGGUUCGCAUACGCAUCGAAUUCAACGACCUCUACGGGGGAUUCCAAGGCGACAGCCACGGAAGCCGCGCUCCACGAUAUAAUCCUAGGCGUCGCUGACAUUGAAGAUGUUAUUCCCGAUCCGCCGAGCAGGAAACGGAGACGGGUUGUCAAAGAGGAGGAAGUACAAGGCGAGGAGAGUGAAAGUGCCACAGGCACAGCAGCAGCAGCACCACCGCCACCACCACCACCAAGAACGACAUCAAAAUCACGAACGAGACUCAAAACCGAACACAUCGAAACCGACGCCACAUCACCACCAUCCCCUCCAAAAGCCCGCAAAACCCGUAAACCAGCACGCACGAUCCGCGGCACAUCCCCUUCUUCCUCCACAACACACAUCGAACCCCCAACAGACUGGUCGCAAAUCUACAACACCGUCAAAGAAAUGCGCCUCCACGGCGCGGCGCGCAACGCCGCCGUCGACACAAUGGGCUGCGAACGCCUCUUCCACCCCGACGCCUCGGAACGCGACCGGCGCUUCCAUAUCUUGAUUGCGCUCAUGCUCUCGAGCCAGACGAAAGACACGGUUAACGCGGUGGCGAUGAAGAGGCUGAUGACGGAGUUGCCGCCGCACGAGGAGGGCGCGGAGGGGGGAUUGUGUUUGGAGAAUGUGUUGGCUGUGGAACCUGCGCUGUUGAAUGAGUUGAUUUGGGCGGUGGGGUUUCAUAACAACAAGACAAAGUUCAUCAAAGCAGCAGCCAUCAUCCUCCGCGACAAAUUCAACAGCGAUAUCCCCGACACGAUCGAAGGUCUCACCUCCCUACCCGGCGUAGGCCCCAAGAUGGCCUACCUCUGCCUGUCCGCUGCCUGGGACCGCACCGAGGGCAUCGGCGUGGACGUACACGUGCACCGCAUCACGAACCUCUGGGGCUGGCACAAGACCACGCAGCCCGAGGCGACGCGGCACGCGCUGCAGAGCUGGCUGCCCAAGGAUAAGUGGCGCGAGAUCAACUGGCUGCUCGUCGGGUUCGGCCAGACGGUCUGCUUGCCUGUCGGGCGCAAGUGCGGCGAUUGCGAGCUCGGGUUGGGCGGGUUGUGUAAGGCGGCGGAGAGGAAGAAGGUGAAUGAGGGGCGUAAGAUGAGGGAGGUCAAGGUUGAGGUGAAGGAGGAGGAAGAUGGGGACGUGGUCAUCAAGACGGAAGAGGUUGUCAAGGAGGAGCAAGUUGCGCGUGAUGCGGUUGUGAACCAAAGGACGGAGCAGCCGGAGCCGGCAUCGGAGCCGGCGGUUGGUGAUGAACCGGAUGCAGUUAGGACGACGAAAGCGGCCAUAUGA
Messenger RNA from Colletotrichum costaricense, 1431 nucleotides. RefSeq names its product HhH-GPD superfamily base excision DNA repair protein. NCBI's taxonomy places the organism in Eukaryota, Fungi, Ascomycota, Sordariomycetes, Glomerellales, Glomerellaceae. Bases 1 to 1431 code for a protein of 476 amino acids. The transcript has 3 exons. The record is from RefSeq and is a predicted model, not a curated record. Gene Ontology annotation, cellular component: nucleus. Gene Ontology annotation, molecular function: oxidized pyrimidine nucleobase lesion DNA N-glycosylase activity; DNA binding; DNA-(apurinic or apyrimidinic site) endonuclease activity. Gene Ontology annotation, biological process: base-excision repair; base-excision repair, AP site formation; nucleotide-excision repair.